Molecule: messenger RNA, 2316 nt
Organism: Plectropomus leopardus (leopard coralgrouper)
Lineage: Eukaryota; Metazoa; Chordata; Actinopteri; Perciformes; Serranidae
Product: interleukin-17 receptor D
Molecular function (GO): protein binding; interleukin-17 receptor activity
Source: RefSeq, a predicted model, not a curated record
CUAAAUGUAAACUAAGAAAAUGAACUAGUGUGGCAGCGUAACUGUUAAAACAUGUACCGUGAGCAAGCUGGCUGCACCUCCAACCCGUAGCCUUAAGGCACCACUCCCCUCCUCGUGUUUCUCCCUCCUCCUUUGUUACUGUCACUCACUCUCACGCACCACAGAGGACACUUUGGAUUCACUUUACGCACCGAAUGGUUGUUUCUUUUCGUCGCAUAGUCCACUGAGUGUGUUUGGGUGGGUUGAUCACAGCUCACAGUUUGAGCAUGUCAUACUGGCUGUAGCAGCAUGUGGACGGCAGCGCUUGUUUUGUACCAGCUCCUGGCUCGUAGUCAGCCGCUCUGGGCUCAGGAUGAUGUCACAGCGGCUGUCAUCACUCCUCAGGACUGCAGCCUGGACUGUAUACGACAGGGUGGACCUGGAUGUGAAUACUGCAGAAUAACCAGAGAUGAUGUCAAGAGGGCUCUGGGUUUUAACUCCAUCCACGCAUUUGGAAGCUGUAUUCCCUGGCCAUGUUUUGAGUUGCUAGGAGAAGACGACCCUAAAAUCUGUCAACACUAUGUCCAAGCACCAAAUGAUGUGAAAGUUGAGGUGGUAAAUGAGCCAAGCCCCACAUCUGACACCGUUGUUGUCUCCUGGAAGCCAAGCCAAUACGGAAUCGCCUUCUUGCGAGGCUUUCAGGUGUCCCUCCAGGCUUUGGGAGGGUCAGCCAUUGCCUGUCAACUCUUUCUCUUUCACCGUAACCUCUCUCUCCCAGCUUCACAUGCUCAAAUGGUGUACAAGUCGGACCCAUUCCCCGGCCUCUCCCUUGGGUCCCAGUAUGCUGUUACCGUCAUGGCGCUGCCGGUGCCUGAGGAGUGGGAGAGGUUCUACCACAGCAAGAUCAUCUCCACGCGCUCAUGUGCUGAGAAGAAUGGUCUCGAGCAGUGCAAAAAAGACUGGUACCCCAAACAUAUCGAGGUCCAGCAGGAAGGGACUGCCAUCACCGUGACCUUUAACUUGGCUCCCCCAAACCUGGGCAUCAAAAACUAUUUCUCACUGUGUUAUGCAAACGGCAUGAAGAAAUACACAGACAUCACACCUAAUUCCAGCAGAAACAAAACUCACCACAGCUAUCAGCUGAAUGACCUCCAAGAAGGAACCAAUUACACCUGUGAGAUUGCAGCUAAUGAAGUGGAUGCAGUGAGGAAAACAUUCAAUGUUAAGGUGAUGCGCAUUCAAAAAGAAAGUCCCUCGCCACGCUCUGUCACUCCCUCGUUGGCUUUGAUGCUUCCUCUGUGCCUGGCAGUAGUAGCCAUAGUUGUAGUCUUAGUGGCUGCUCUCACCAGGAGGAAGACCAUGCUGCAGAUGAAGAAACCUGACAUGAAACCAGAUAUUAUCAAGCAGCAUCAAGAGAGCGGGACUCAGGAGGAAGUGAUGUCAUUGCAAAGAAACAGGCAGACCCCUCCUCGUCUUCUGAUUUGCUACAGCAGCUACGAUGGCCCUGCACAUGUCAAAGCCGUCAUGCAGUUAGGGGCCUUCAUACAACAGCACAUGGCCACGCAGGUAUGCCUGGACCUGUGGGACUCUCUGAGUGUGGCUGAGGAGGGCAGCAUGGCCUGGCACUGCCGGCAGAUUCAGGAGUGCGACUUCAUCUUAGUGAUCUGCUCUCAGGGCCUCAGCCACAGACCUAAGCCUGGCAACAAAAAUGAGGAGGCAGACAGAGCUCUUGUUUUUGGGUCCAACAACUUCAGCUCUGACGUGGCCAUUCAACUUAUCGGAGAGGAGGUGGGCCGAACCAAAGCCAGGGGACAGGACUUAUCCAAAUAUAUGGCAGCCAUUUUUGAGUACUCUGAGGAAACAGACAUCCCCACCGAGCUGAGGCUGGUAUCUCAGUACAUGCUGACAAAAGAUUUACAGCUGCUCUUCUCCCACCUCCAUGGAGUGGCUCUACACAGGCCGGGCCGUUACUUAAAGGUAAACCAUAUCUCAGAGGAGGGCUUUCUUGAGUUGCCAGCUGGAGCAGCUCUGCAGUUGGCUAUCUAUGAGGCUGGGAUGGAAAUGACAGCGAAAAGGCAUCACUCUGCAGAAGAAGGGGACUAAAUACUUAAAAAAAAAGGAAUUCAUCCGCCCUGAUUUAAUGAUGGCAACAAACUUCCAGACAAACUGGUCAGACAGGAGAAGCUGUGAGCUUGUUCUACAUCUGCAAUCCAAUGUAUCCUUAAGCAAUCGACCAACUAACCACCUCUGCCUCAGUUGUGCUGCGAUGGCAGCAAGCGUGCACUUUGACCUCUAAAAUGUGUUUACAUGCAAUAUACGUGUGUGUAGAAGAAGGAU